Neoarius graeffei (lesser salmon catfish) is the source of this 2442-nucleotide messenger RNA. It is a transcript of the gene mul2, whose product is annotated as mitochondrial E3 ubiquitin protein ligase 1a. Gene Ontology annotation, biological process: protein ubiquitination; organelle organization. NCBI's taxonomy places the organism in Eukaryota, Metazoa, Chordata, Actinopteri, Siluriformes, Ariidae. Gene Ontology annotation, molecular function: ubiquitin-protein transferase activity. The transcript has 5 exons. Bases 79 to 1092 code for a protein of 337 amino acids. The record is from RefSeq and is a predicted model, not a curated record.
UCAACUUCCGGGGAUGACGUGACUUCUGACUGGUUUGUGGCUCACACCUGAUGAGGAUUAACAAGUAAAAGAAAGAAGAUGGAGGAAUUCUCCAUUGGCAUGGUGGAGGCAGCGUUUUUAGGUUCUAGCAUCGCGUUCUCAGGCCUCUCCUAUUAUUUGUACAAAAAGAAACGCAAAGCUGUGGACAGACUCAACGAUGCUCCACAUUUAGCUUUAAAUGGGGAACUGGUGGAUCUUCUGAAUGCCAUACCUGGAAAGUGUCUGCAGUAUGCGGUUGUUGAAGGUACAGUGCAGCCCAUAGAAGAGCCCCUGAGCAGUCAGUUUAAGGAAGGAACUGUUGGGGUUAUUCAGAAACUGCUCCUCCAGGAGCAUAAACUGGUGUGGAAUAGUUUGGCACGCACCUGGAUGGACCUUGAGCAUGUGCUGCUUGAGCGUGUGAGCAGCGUGCCCUUUGCUCUGAUGGGAGUAGACGGAGCACUGGUGCGGGUGCUGCAUCCACUGGAGGCAUCUGGUCCUGAGCUGGAAACAGUACAUGAGAAGUUCCACCAGGCAAAGUACGGGUUUAGUGACCUGCUCAUGCAGUAUUUGAGUGGCCAGAAAAGCAAAGGCCAGCUAGAGAUAGAGGAAAUGCUGAGGGUGGGUGUGUCCAUCACAGCUGCUGGGGAGCUCAUCCUCGAUUCGGAUGGCCUGCUUAAACUAUGCCCCCCGACUAAUGGCUCCACCUACUUCCUGACUACGGCUGACUUUGAGUCACUCCGGCUUGACCAAGAGAGGCAGGCAUCCUACUGGUGGGCUUUCGCAGGUACCUUUGCUCUGGUGGGCAUCACCGUGGUUCUGUGGGCAGGACUUCGCUGUUAUAGGCAGAUCCAGAGGAAAUGGGAGAGAGAGAGGAUGAAGAGGGAAUUUGAACAAAUGGGGGAGGGGGAGGUGGCCCUCCCAUGUGUAAUCUGUUUGCAUAACCCAAGAGGGUGUGUGUUGCUGGAUUGUGGACAUGUGUGUUGUUGCUACAGCUGCUAUGAAGCACUACCUCAGCCAAUAUGUCCAGUUUGCAGGCAGGGGAUCAGGAGAGUCGUGCCCCUCUAUCAGGCCUGAAAAUAAGACGGUGGAUUAAGAGCUCUACAGAACUACUAGAUACUGAGAGAAAGAGGCCAGUGGGAUAAGAUUGGUUAUCUUCUACUAGGCCUCAGAAAAAUCUGAGAAAUGGACGCAAGUGGAAUAAGAGGAAGAAAACCCACAAGAGACAACACAAAUAGAAAGGACAACUGGUCAUGCUUAAAACUGUUUGAAAAAUUCUUUUUUUUUAAAGAUUUUUUUUUUUGCUUUUUUCACCUUUAUUGGAUAGGACAGUGUAGAGACAGGAAAUGAGCGGGAGAGGAUCAGGAAAUGACCUCGGGUCGGACUCGAACCCGGGUCCCCGGAUUUAUGGUAUGGCACCUUAUCCAACUGAGCCACGAUGCCCCCGAAACAUUCUUCAUCAACAUUUUCAAAUUCCUGAAAGGCUAGCAUUUUGAAAGAGUACCUUUCACACUCUGCACUUCCCCCGCCCCUCAUCCUACUCUUGUCUCUGUUCUUGUGCUCUCCAGUUCUCUCAUGUUGAAAGAUUCAGGUUAUUAUUUUUUUUUUGUCUACACUCUGAUGAAACCUCUGAUUAUGAAACUCUGAUGAAUGCUGUUUCCUAGGCAACCAAAUAUGGUCUGUAUCUCCUGAAAGCAUGGAAGCAUAGUCAUUUUAAUCUUGGUGCCUUAAUUUGCACUAGGUUAUGUGUGUUGCCUUAGCAUUGUCACUGGGUCUUUUUUAUUAUUUGAAAUUAGUUGUUUCAGGGGCUGGAAUUGAGCCUAUUUAUUAUUCAUCUCAUCUCAUCUCAUUAUCUCUAGCCCAGGGGUGUCAAACUCAUUUUGCUCAGGGGCCACAUGGAGGAAAAUCCAUUCCCACGUGGGCCGGACCGGUAAAAUCAUGGCAUAACGACUUAAAAAUAACAACAACUUCAGAUUGUUUUCUUUGUUUUAGUUUGGUUCAAAAUAGUACAAGAACAUUCUGAAAAUUGUACACAAAAACUGUACACAUCACAAGUAAACAAAACACAGUGACAAAACACUUCAAAUUAAUUAAAAAUUCUGAGGACAAAAUUGGUGCAAGUUCAAGAACACAAUGCCUCAGUGAUUGGAACUUAGACUUUGUCUCAGUGUUUCUACAAAGGCAUACAACUUUAAGUCACAGACUAUCUGGGAUUGAACAAAAACAAACAACUCUUCUAGGUAUCAAAUACCUCAUUUGUCAUUUCCACAUCUUAAUUCCGAGCUAAAUCACCACAUCAUACAAACUGAAACUGUUCAAGAGGGUUGAGUUACUCCCUGCCUUGUAGGCUACACUAUUUAUUGAUAGAAAAAUAAAAGCUGUGCAAUGCAUAAACAAUUUCAAUAAAACAAACUUAUGAACUAUGAA